Messenger RNA from Haliotis rubra (blacklip abalone), 1151 nucleotides. RefSeq lists its product as uncharacterized. Lineage: Eukaryota; Metazoa; Mollusca; Gastropoda; Lepetellida; Haliotidae. The coding region runs from base 1 to 693 and encodes 230 amino acids. The transcript is spliced from 5 exons. The record is from RefSeq and is a predicted model, not a curated record.
AUGCCAGUGACAGAGUGCCAGCCCGACCAGACGAAGGAGACGAAGCAGGCCCGACCCGGGGAUAUCCAGGUGGAGCCAGCACAAGGCGAGGCUCUGCUGUUCUUUGUGUAUCGGAGUGAGUUUGACCGCCGCGUCAGGAACGCCAUUAUCAAAUUCAGCGGGAGGAUCAAGUCUUAUGGCGGGAAGAUCCUCGGCAUCUCCACACAUGUGAGCACACAUGUGACGGCCAUUGCCUUCCCCUCACAGCACAAGGCCAGGUUCUGGUUCGUCAGUGAACCGGAUGUGAAGCAACACGACUUCCCGCCCAUCUCAGAUGGCUUCCAAGUAUUCUCUGUCCCCAUCAGAUAUAUCCCCAAAGUCGGCCGACAGACGUACUGCUGGACGGAGAUCAGCCGCAUCAGGAGCAAUGGGUCGUACCAGGCGGAGUACGUGGACAAAGUGUCCAACCUGUUCGACAGCAGGGGCGUCAACCAUGGCCUGGUCUUCAUCAAGGAGAAGGAGGCCUCCCAGCUGGACAGACUGAAAGAUUGCUGGAUUCAACAGAACGCCCACUUCAGGCUCGACUUGUACAACUCGGAGCAGGAGUACUGGGAGAUCUACAACACAGAUUCCUUCCAGCAACUGAAGGAGACUCGGGAAGGCCUCAGUGAAACGACUACAGUUCUCUUUACCGUCGACCCCAAGAUCUCAUAGCCGCCUUCUUAACAUAUUACACAACUAUUUUAACAGUGAGCUUUCAUUAGGAAGAAAAACUAUGAAAUUACAUCCUGUAUAAAAUGACCAGGUCAGCUUUCCUCCGAUUUUUUCUUUUGCGCAGAAAACUCGUCAGCAUUCACGGCAGCAUAUUUCAGGAAAUAAAAAAUAUUUCUUGUGAUAAAUUAUAAAAUUGAUAUUCGAUUGGUAUUCAUUGUCGGAUAUGACCAAACAUAUAUUGAUCGCAUUGAGACUUUAUACACGGUAUAUUGUAAUUGCAUAUGGUGGGAAACGGCUCUAUAUCCGUUUUGAUGGCCUAAUCUUUCAGGGCGCCGUUCCACUAACCGAUUUUUUCUAAGAUCAAUCUUAGCAAGGUACGCCAGUUUUACAAUCGUCUUAGCUAAAAGUUACACCCGUUCCACUAACCGAUCUUAGGCCGAUCGUAGCCGGUCCCGAUC